UAACUUUCAUGCUUACCUCUUUCUUACCUGAGCCAUGACAAAUUUAAGUAUUGGACUAUAACUAGGAAUAGCAAUAUUUGACCUAUCUAUUGUUCAUUUUCAAUAACUCUCCUGGUUACCUCUUUCUUAUCUGAGCCGUGAAGAAUUUAGCCAUUGGACUCUAACUAAGAAUAGCACUCUUUGAUCCACCAUUUAGAUUUGUCUACUAAAUGCCUAUCUCUUCUAAACAGUUGUUCAAGAUUUGCUACUUUUACUGUCCAAGAUCAACUGGACAUGGCUUGGGAAAAUAAAGUUGCUAGGAAAGAAAACAACAUUUGAACAGUUUCGCGUAGAUCUUUGUGACUUUUGAUGUUUCUAACAUUUUUCAGAGAAACACGCUUUGAAAAUUUAUAUGGUUAGUCAAAAAUCAAGCACUUCAAUCAACAUCUCAAUUCAAAAACUUCUGACGUUAUUUCCAGAGAUUUGUUUCAUUUUGGUUAGUGUGUACACAACUCCAGUAUUUCUGAUCUUUCAAGCUUUAAGAUUACAGAUUUUUCAUGGCCAGUGUGAAAGAAAGACUAAUCAAAGGGAUGACAACCUCAGAAACAAACUCCAAAGUUGACUUAGCGUUCCUUCUUAAGAUCUAGUGAUGCAAAAUCACCAUCAGACUUAAUGUUCUUGUUCAGAAGAAAAUUCCACUCGUUUCUGUUGAAAGUAGGUGUGAUGCUCCUGAAAAAACGAUUCCUAAGUUUCUUAUAAGUUAAUCCUAGAAAGCAUGAAUAUCCAAUGACUUCAAAAGACAUAUUUGUGAAGAGAGUCUUCCAAAGUGUAAUGGAGAAAGGUUGUAUUCAUCUUGCUGUUGUACUUUUGCUGCUUCAGCAAAUGAAUACUUGUUUGUCAAUUGUUAAUAUCACUACUGAUCAAACAGCACUUCUUACCUUGCGAUCUCAAUUUUCUUUAUACGAUUCUCACUACCUCUUAGCUCGAAACUGGUCCACUUUUACCCCUACUUGUAGUUGGAUAGGAGUUACUUGUGGCCCUCGCCACCAAAGAGUCACUACCUUAAAUCUUUCUAGUAUGAACCUUAAUGGAAUGGUUCCACCACAACUUGGAAAUCUCUCGUUUCUCAUUUCCCUCGAUAUCAGAAACAAUAGCUUCUAUGGGAGUUUGCCUGAGGAGUUAGCUCGUUUGAGGAGAUUGAAAAUGAUCAAUGUCAUGAAUAACAACUUUACUGGUUCAAUCCCAUCAUUUUUCGGCCUGUUACCAAACCUCCAUUCCUUGUACCUUUCGUUUAACCAAUUUUCGGGUAAUAUCCCUCCAUCCCUUUUUAAUAUAACAAAACUAAAGUAUUUAAGACUACGAGGGAAUUUUCUUGCUGGAGAAAUUCCUCAAGAAAUCACUAGACUUUGUUGCCUGAAUUCCAUAGACCUGCAAGAUAAUAAGCUUAUAGGAUCUAUACCACCAACUAUGUUUAACCAGUCAUCACUUAAACAGAUUGGUCUAACAAAUAACAAUCUUUAUGGGAAACUUCCUGGAAAUAUAUGCGACAAUCUUCCAAAUUUAGAGGUACUUGCACUUUCAAGCAAUCGGUUUGAUGGCUUGAUUCCUCCAAAUUUGCAGAACUGCUCAAAACUUCAAAUAUUAUCAUUGUCUCAAAAUGAUUUCACUGGAAGCAUACCAGCAGAGAUCGGGAACUUAACUAUGCUGAUAGCACUGCAGCUUGGAGUUACCUACUUGAAAGGUGAAAUACCAAUGGAGAUUGGAUACCUUCAAAAGCUCCAAAUAUUCGGGUUGUAUCAAAAUACGCUGAGUGGCUCAAUUCCAGCAAGCCUUUUCAACAUUUCAUCCCUCCAAAUCUUGACCAUUGUGGAUUGUCAGCUUUCAGGGAGUCUACCAUUAAAUGUAGGCCAAGGGACACCAAAUCUCCAAGAAAUUUAUUUGGGAAUGAAUAAUCUCAGUGGCCUUUUCCCUGCUUCAAUCUCUAAUGCAUCAAAACUCAUUGCUCUAGACCUUUCAAACAACAGCUUUUCAGGCUCCAUUCCUGAUUCCCUAAGUAAGUUAGAAUUCCUUCAACUUCUACAGUUAGGGCAAAACAAGUUGAUCGACCAGAAUCCCUCUUCAGAAUUAACCUUCCUGACUUCACUGACAAGAUGUCGAAAUCUAAGAGAACUGGUCAUUGGUCCAAAUCCCUUGAAUGGCAUUCUUCCGGCUUCUAUCGGUAAUUUCUCGAGCUCUCUCAGAAUAUUUUCUGCACCCUGGUGCAAACUCAGUGGCAUUAUACCAGAAGAAAUUGGAAACCUAACAAAUGUGAUUAUCAUAUCACUAUUUGACAAUGAUUUGACAGGGUUCAUCCCCAAAACUGUUAGAGGUUUGCAGAAGCUUCAAAGGUUUCUUAUACAAAGUAACAUGAUAAGUGGGACUAUUCCAGAUGAAAUUUGCUCUUUACAAAAUAUUGGAGACCUGAGUGUUAGGCAAAAUAAAAUUUCAGGUCCAUUACCGUCGUGUUUGGGGAACCUUACUAGUUUGAGAAAUCUUUAUUUAGCUUCCAACAGAUUGAACUCCAGUUUACCUGAGAGCCUGUGGAGCCUUCAAGAUCUAUUGAUACUUGAUGCAGCAUCAAACUCAUUUUCUGGUGUUCUGUCUCCCAUAAUUGGAAAUCUAAAGGCUAUUACAAAAAUUGAAUUGUCAUACAAUGACUUUUCAGGCAUGAUUCCUAGCAUGAUGGGAGGUCUACAAAAAUUGAUUAAUUUUUCUCUAUCACACAACAGAAUAGAUGGCCCCAUUCCAGAGUCUUCUGGGAAAUUGUUAAGCUUGGAAUUCUUGGAUUUGAGUUAUAACAAUCUAACUGGUGAAAUACCAAAGUCCUUAGAAGCUCUUGUGUACCUCAGAUACCUUAAUGUUUCCUUCAAUAAACUCAGCGGAGAAAUUCCAUCUGGUGGUCCUUUCGCAAACUUCACCAAUCAGUCUUUUGUGUCUAAUCAUGCAUUAUGUGGUGUAUCAAGGCUCCAAGUGCCUCCAUGUCAAGUCAAGUCUCCGCGAAGGGCGAGGAGAAAAAGAGUGCUUUUCUCGAUCCUGUAUAGUCUUUUGGGAAUAACAUCGGUAUUUGUUGCAUUAGCCGUUGGAUUUCUUAUUUUAAGAAGAAGAAGAAAUAGAAAUGAGCCAUCAGGAUUAACUGAUCAGGUAUCAUCCAUGAGGGCCUACGAAAGAGUUUCGUAUUAUGAACUUCAACAAGCAACAAAUGGAUUCAGCACGGACAAUUUGCUUGGUAUUGGGAGUUUUAGCAAGGUGUACAAAGGGAUAAAGGAUGGGAUGACAUUCGCAGUGAAGGUAUUCAACCUGGAACUUGAAGGUGCAUUCAAGAGCUUUGACACAGAAUGUGAGAUCUUACGCAACCUUCGGCAUAGAAACCUGACGAAAGUCAUAACUUCUUGUUCCAACUCUAAGUUCAAGGCCUUAAUAUUGGAGUACAUGCCAAAUGGCACCCUUGACAAAUGGUUACACUCUCAUGACUUAUUCUUAGACAUGUUGCAUAGAUUGGACAUAAUGAUAGAUGUAGCAUCUGCCUUAGACUAUCUCCAUAACGGUUAUUCAGAGCCAGUGGUGCAUUGUGAUUUGAAGCCUAGCAACAUUUUGCUAGAUCACAACAUGGUUGGCCAUUUAAGUGAUUUUGGGAUUGCGAAACUGUUAGGUGCAGAGGAUAGUUCUAGACAAACUAAGACUAUUGGGACCAUUGGAUACAUUGCGCCAGAGUAUGGACAAGAUGGACUUGUAUCAACAAGUUGUGACGUCUACAGCUUUGGUAUCGUGAUGAUGGAAACAUUCACAAGGAGGAGGCCUAGUGAUGAAAUGUUUACUGGAGAUUUAAGCCUAAAACAAUGGGUAAACAACUCGCUUCCUUCUGGAGUUACACAACUAGUGGAUGCAGAUUUGAUGAGACCAAAGAAAGAACCUCUAAAUGCUGAGAUGCAAUGCUUGGUUUCUGUCAUGGAAUUGGCUUUAAGCUGCACUUCAUUGUCACCAGAUGCAAGAAUCAACAUGAAAGAAGCUCUUUUGGCGCUCAACAAGAUAAGACUUCAACUGGUCACCACCAAGCUGAACAUUGAAGUAAGGCUGAAUCCAGAAAGUUCACUCCAAUAGAAUUUGGAGAAGGCUUGUUAUAAUAAGAGUAGAAUAAAGAUAACAGGAAGCAACCUCUUGUUGCUGUCUGUAGGCCUAUCUUAUUUAUUUGUUAGCAAGUCACCUUUAUACUUCCACCAUGUCAAUUGAUUAGCAUUAUAUAAUAAUUUGAAAGCAGGACUAAAGAAAGUUAUGGUUA
Molecule: messenger RNA, 4294 nt
Organism: Nicotiana attenuata
Lineage: Eukaryota; Viridiplantae; Streptophyta; Magnoliopsida; Solanales; Solanaceae
Product: receptor kinase-like protein Xa21
Exons: 3
Coding region: 766-4116 (1116 amino acids)
Biological process (GO): protein phosphorylation
Molecular function (GO): ATP binding; protein binding; protein kinase activity
Source: RefSeq, a predicted model, not a curated record